Thalassophryne amazonica is the source of this 585-nucleotide messenger RNA. RefSeq names its product NADH dehydrogenase [ubiquinone] iron-sulfur protein 8, mitochondrial-like. Gene Ontology annotation, biological process: mitochondrial respiratory chain complex I assembly; mitochondrial electron transport, NADH to ubiquinone. The record is from RefSeq and is a predicted model, not a curated record. The coding region runs from base 16 to 432 and encodes 138 amino acids. NCBI's taxonomy places the organism in Eukaryota, Metazoa, Chordata, Actinopteri, Batrachoidiformes, Batrachoididae. Gene Ontology annotation, molecular function: 4 iron, 4 sulfur cluster binding; NADH dehydrogenase activity. The transcript has 3 exons. Gene Ontology annotation, cellular component: membrane.
AACUUUUAUUAAAUAAUGUCAUUGAAUUUAAAAAAAAAAAAGGUCCUUCAUUUUCAGAGAACUAUAAAAUGUACUUUCCAGUAUAUUUUAAAUGCGUGUUUCAACAGGUACCCUUCUGGGGAGGAGCGCUGCAUUGCCUGCAAGCUGUGUGAAGCUGUUUGCCCUGCCCAGGCAAUCACCAUUGAAGCAGAGACUCGAGUUGAUGGCAGCAGAAGGACGACUCGUUAUGAUAUUGAUAUGACGAAAUGCAUCUACUGUGGUUUCUGUCAGGAGGCGUGUCCUGUGGAUGCUAUUGUAGAGGGUCCAAAUUUUGAGUUUUCUACUGAAACACACGAGGAACUGCUCUACAACAAAGAAAAACUCCUCAACAAUGGAGACAAGUGGGAAGCAGAGAUAGCAGCCAACAUACAAGCUGAUUACCUCUACCGAUAGUCACCGUAGGAUUAGUAAAGUUCUUUGACUUGCAUAUGUCCAAUAUGUGUACAUAGCAUACAAAAACAGACUCCGCUAUAACGGAGGUGCUCUGUGAUUGAAACAGGAUUUCUGUGUCUUCUCUUUAAAAAUAAAAUAUCAAUUGAGUUCUUG